Messenger RNA from Panonychus citri (citrus red mite), 1974 nucleotides. RefSeq names its product twist-related protein-like. NCBI's taxonomy places the organism in Eukaryota, Metazoa, Arthropoda, Arachnida, Trombidiformes, Tetranychidae. Gene Ontology annotation, biological process: developmental process; regulation of transcription by RNA polymerase II. The transcript has 3 exons. Gene Ontology annotation, molecular function: RNA polymerase II transcription regulatory region sequence-specific DNA binding; protein dimerization activity; DNA-binding transcription factor activity, RNA polymerase II-specific. Bases 489 to 1061 code for a protein of 190 amino acids. The record is from RefSeq and is a predicted model, not a curated record.
AAUUGUCGUUCUUGUGUCUGGUCAUCUCUAUGGUCCAGUUUAUGGUCAGUUAUUUGGCCAUUGAAGGUGGUCCAGUUAAAGUGAGUCUAAAAUGUAAACAAAAAAGAUGAAGAUGAUGACCAAUCAAUGAUAAUAACCGACAAUUGGUCAGUCUCUGUAUUUAGAGUUGAAAAAAGGCACGCGAAUCAAUUUAAAUAAACAAUCAACUAAUUAUCCUCUUUGUUUGACCAUUUAAAUUGUCGCUGUUUAUCCGAAUGUAAUUAAAAUCGUCUAAUCAUCUUAAUCUUUUAUUAUUCAAUUAGUUAAAUUAGUGAUCUGUUAUUCAGGGAAUAUGAGUGAGAAUGUGAAUAUAUUCAAUUGAGAGAGUAAGAGAGAGAGAGAGAGACAAACAAUUUAAAUUACGAGAAAAGUUUGACAAUUAAUUGAUCUAUUUUGAGUCGACUAGUUAAUCCAUCGUUGGACAAUUUGCCGUGUUAACAAUUUCAACCAUGUUAGAAUCUAAUCAAUCUUCAUACUGUCUUUUUAAUUCUAAUUGUGAUCAUCCAAUUUUGAUUACAUCUUCACCGUCAUCAACAUCAUCACCAUCGACAGUUAAUUGUAAAUUGUUGGUCAAACGUCAAUUAAUUUCAUCUAAAAGGUCAAUCCAAGGCAGGAAAACGGCUAAUGCCAGGGAAAGAGCUCGGAUGAGUAUCCUUAAUAAGGCCUUUUCACGAUUAAAAAGCUCAUUACCUUGGAUACCAAUCGAUACAAAGUUAUCUAAAUUGGAUACACUUCGAUCAGCAUUAAGAUACAUUAAUUAUUUGGCUCAAUUGUUACAAGAUAAUCAAGAUAAUCAUCUUGAUUGUGAUCAAUUUAAUUCAAAUUAUCUGGCAACAUUUGUGAAUUGGUCUAAUCAACAAUUAAAACAUUCAGAGUAUAUUGUUAAUCAACCGAUGGAUCAACAAUCUAUCUCGUCGUCAUCAUCAAUUACAAUAAACUCUGAUCAAGAAUCAAUAACAUUGGAUUACAAUUAUCUCCAAGCUUGGAAUCAGAAUAAUCAAAAUUGUCUACUAAUCAACUAAUUAUCCAUAAAUCGUUCAAUUUGCCAAUAAUAUUAAUCAACAGCCAUUGAUUGUAAUUUUUCCCAUUAAAUUAAUAUCAUUUUCUUACAAUCACAAUUAGUGAUAACUAUUGAUAAGAACUAAUUUCAUUCAGAACAUUUAAUUUAUUCAAUCAAUCAUGUUUACGAUUAAAUGAGUUACUUUUUGAAUAUCAAACUUGGAAUUAAAUAUAUUUAUCUCAGAUUAAUAAUUUGAAAAGUUAAUCACAAUCAGAAUUGACCUUUAAUCCCGGAGGUAAUGAUCCACCAAUUGUUGACAAUUAGGAUAAUCGAUAAUCAUAAUAAGAAAGUAACCAGGGCAAGAAAGAAAGAAAGAAAGAAAGAAAGAAAGAAAGAAAGAAAGAAAGAAAGAAAGAAAGAGAGAGAGAGAGAGAGGCAAAGACCAGUUUAAAGAAAUUAACUAAUCACAAUCAGAGUCAAUCACCGUUAAUUCAAGUUCUACCUAGAAGAUAAUAAAGGUAACAUGAAGAUUAAAGAUGAUUUGAAAUAUUUAGAAUAAUAAACAAUCAAUGUAAAUCAGAGUAAGAAGAAAAUAACUGUACCAAUGACCAGGUAAUAAGAAGCAAUUGAGAAACUAGAUUGUUAAUGUUACCGAAAUCAAGGAAAAAGAAAAGUCAAAGUUUUCUUUCAUUUCUUCCGGUAUUUGGGGCCACAAGAAACACUAACAACUAAAUUUAAUUACAAACUUGUUGAUUAACUAAAAGAAGAAGAGAAGAGAAGAGAGAGAGAGAGAGAAGGUGAAGUGAAUUAAGAAAAUAAAUUCCUGAUCAACUGGAUCAAUUUUGGACAAAUUUAAUCUCUUGCUCGCCUUAGCCUCGGGCUUAGGGGUCGCGAGUGAGCAUUGAGAGAGUGAGAGAAAGGGAGUAGAAUCGAUG